Molecule: messenger RNA, 993 nt
Organism: Cyclocybe aegerita
Lineage: Eukaryota; Fungi; Basidiomycota; Agaricomycetes; Agaricales; Hemipholiotaceae
Source: the annotation of a GenBank genome assembly
AUGGUGGGCGAAUCUGUGAGUGAGAAUGCCAUUGCACAAGGGAUCGUGCCUUCUCUAGGGCACCUUCGAACCACUUUCCUGACGCUUCACAUUGCGGGAGGAUUGGUCGGACUUCCUUUACUCAUCCUCACCCUCCUCUUCUCCGAGAGAGUCCCUCGUCAACCCGCCCUAAUUAAUUUCUGCAUCGCUUGGGUAAUCAACUCCAUUUCCUACACUCUUUCAGGACUCAGCCCCGACCCUCUCAAUCCACCCUCCUCGUUAUGUUUCGCCCAAGCUGCUAUGGUGCAUGGAGCUCCACCAAUGGCAGCAUUUGCCACCUUUAUCGUCGUUUUCAAGAUAUGGCAAACAUUUAGAGACCCUCAUGGCAUAUGGCUAGGACGAUCUUGGACUGAUACACAGACUUUAUUCAUCACCAUUAUAUUACCCUACAUUGUAUUUUUUAUCUUCUUCGUUAUAUCCGUGGUCCUACAAGAUCGCAACCCUGAAGCCGUCAGCCCAGGGAAUGGGCUCUACUGCACAGUCUACGCACCAUUUCGAGGAUGGAGUGUUCCUAUGUUUUCCAUUAUGAUGCUUGCAUUAAUGAUAGGAUUCGAAGUUGCCAUCGGCGUUCACUACUACCGAUCGCACAAAAGAAUCGUAACAAACUUCCCACUCGCGCCGAGGACAACAUCACUUGGGCUCGUCAUAAGAAUCACGCUGUUUAACAUGUACCUCUUUAUCACAUUUUGCGCCAGCAUCGUCUUUCUUACCGGUAAGAGGAACCAGUCGUGGCUGUUCAUGGUACAGGCAGCGUUACCUCUGGUGGCCUUCCUGGUAUUUGCGUCGCAAAAGAACGUCAUCCUGUCUUGGUGUUUCUGGAUCGAUACGAGGAAGGAACAUCCCAGUACCUCUGAUACCAGCAUGCCAACCCUCCGACAUACUCCUUCAGAUACUCACAUAGACCACUUGUCUUCCCUAGCCUCGCGCCGUUUCAAGGAUUAUCGUGGUGAAUGA